AUGUCUGCUAGCGAAGAGAUCGAGGCUAAAGCCGUGCGAGCUGACCCUCAAUUUGACCACGGAAAAUUGCUGCGCAAAAUAGAUGUGCACGUCCUGCCAAUCCUUUUUGCCAUCUAUGUAGCAGCUUUCAUCGAUCGGGUAAACAUUUCAAGCGCUCUGACGUUAGGCUUGACCAAAGACCUCGAGCUCACCGAUCAACAACCGAAUAUUGCCCUCACGAUCUUCUUCAUUCCAUAUAUCAUCUUUGAGAUCCCGUCCAACAUCCUACUAAAGAAAUUCAAUCCCCAUAUAUGGUUGCCAAGCUGUAUUAUAGUAUUUGGUAUUGUUACGAUUGCACAAGGCUUCGUACAAUCUUACUCAGGCCUUCUCGCAACGCGAUUUCUUCUAGGGCUCGCCGAGUCAGGUAUUUUCCCCGGGAGUUUCUAUCUCAUCAGCUUCUGGUAUAAACAAGAUGAGGCCCAGAAACGAUUCACCUUUUACUGGUCGAGUACGAUAAUCGCCGGAGCAUUUGGUGGUCUGCUUGCUUCUGCGAUCUCAAAACUCAACGGUGUACGAGGCCUCAGCAGUUGGCGAUGGGUUUUUAUAUUGGAAGGCAUCGCAACAGUUCUUAUCGGAUUCAUCGCAUUCUUCUCUAUCACUGACUUUCCCAGAGAGGCAAAGUGGCUUUCUCACAAUGAAAGAGAGUUUCUAAUAGCUAAAACAGGGGCGAGCGAGUCUCAUGACGUUCCGGUUACUGCUCGGGACAUCUCGUUCUUUCUUGCCAAGCCAAAGAACCUGGUUGCCGGAAUCAUGUAUCUCGCGCUCCUAAUACCUUCCUACUCAUUCGUUUUCUUCAUCCCUACGAUCGUACAAGGCCUUGGAUACGGCACCGUGGAAACUCAGCUACAUUCAGUACCUCCGUUCGCUGCGGCUUUUGGUUUCGCUAUAGUAACAGCAUAUAUUUCGGACAAGGCCAGAUUACGUCUCCCCUUCAUUCUCUUCGGUUUAGCUUUAUUGAUAACUGGCCUUUCAAUUUUGAUUGUAUUUCAUGAUGGUUCUUCUUUCUCUAUCAAAUACGCCGCAUUGUGCCUAGUAGCAAUGGGAACACUGGGCAUUGGCGGCAAUAUGAUAUGCUGGUAUGUCAUGAAUCUUCAAGGUCAUGUUGAGCGUAGCAUUGGUUCAGCGUGGCUUCUCUGCUUUGGUAACCUUGGUGGUAUUAUUGCCACUUUUUCUUUCUUGAAGAAGGAUGCACCCUAUUAUCAUACGGGCUAUGUUCUGUGUAUCUCAUUCAGCGCCCUAUGUGUCAUCGCUAGUAUUGGGUACGGGUGGUUUAUUUGGCUGGAGAGGAAAGAUGAUAAGCAGGCUAUCGGCAGCGGAGACGUAAAACGAGAGAGACUCUACAUAUAG
This is a messenger RNA of Xylaria bambusicola, 1386 nucleotides long. RefSeq names its product putative allantoate permease. The transcript has 5 exons. Lineage: Eukaryota; Fungi; Ascomycota; Sordariomycetes; Xylariales; Xylariaceae. Gene Ontology annotation, cellular component: plasma membrane. The coding region runs from base 1 to 1386 and encodes 461 amino acids. Gene Ontology annotation, molecular function: transmembrane transporter activity. The record is from RefSeq and is a predicted model, not a curated record. Gene Ontology annotation, biological process: transmembrane transport.